Molecule: messenger RNA, 795 nt
Organism: Ambispora leptoticha
Lineage: Eukaryota; Fungi; Glomeromycota; Glomeromycetes; Archaeosporales; Ambisporaceae
Source: the annotation of a GenBank genome assembly
AUGACUGAAACUCAUCAAACAGAACAAAUUCUUCCAAUAGAAUCCCUUUGCGAACCAACAAAAUUCAAACGAUUCACGGAGCAAUAUAAUGGUUUUACGUCAGAACUGAAAUACCUUAACGAGCUGGACGACAUUUUUCUCACCUUAAAGACAGACACAGCACAAAUCAUGGAAGAAUUUUUUUCCAAGCUAAAAACGGGGACAAAAGUUAAGAUUCCGUUUCCGGCGGAUCGUCUUGCCGAGUUAACCAAAAAUUCGAAAUACUGUUCACUUCGAUUAAAAGUUCUAAAUCGCAAAGCUCAUCUUGAUAAAGCAGCUGAUAAAGAAAACAUUCUUGAAGCUCGCGAAAAAGUAAACCAGGCAAAUUUUGACCUACAGAAUUUGCUUCAUGAGAAAGGACAUCUAAGAAGAGAAAUUGAGAAAUGCAGGGAAAAUCGUUUCACAUUUAAAGAUAUUUUGCUUAUGAACGAAGAAUUUGCCGCACGAACACCAGGGCAUUCGUCUACGCUGGUGGUUAAUAGCAAAAUGGGAAUUGACGAUAAUAAUCAAGAUGAUAGUUUCGAGAAAAUUUCCUCACAUCAUCUUACGAUACAGCGAUUCAAAAAUGAAAUGAUUGAAUGUCAAAGGUUAGAGGCGGAACGCGACGAAAAGCGUAGAAAAAAACUUUUACUCACACAAGAACUUGCCGAGAAACAAGCCAAAACAGUGGAGACUCGACGCGAAAUUGAGAAAUUCCUGGUGGCUUCUUCAAUAUUGCGCUCAUUCAUUGUGACUCAGCCAGAAAAUGAUGAUUAA